Molecule: messenger RNA, 738 nt
Organism: Penicillium samsonianum
Lineage: Eukaryota; Fungi; Ascomycota; Eurotiomycetes; Eurotiales; Aspergillaceae
Product: putative AP-3 adaptor complex subunit sigma
Exons: 2
Coding region: 19-573 (184 amino acids)
Biological process (GO): protein transport; vesicle-mediated transport
Cellular component (GO): intracellular membrane-bounded organelle
Source: RefSeq, a predicted model, not a curated record
UAUACCUCACCAGUCAAAAUGAUCAACGCAGUCCUCGUCUUCAAUAAUAAUGGCCAGCCUCGGCUGACCAAGUUCUACACACAGCUGGACACGCAAACCCAGCAAUCUCUGAUCGCGCAAAUAUACCGUCUAGUCGCACAGCGUCCAGCAAGCGCCUGCAACUUCCUCCCACUCCCACCUCUCCUCUCGCAAGGCGCCAGCUCCUCCGCCUCCGGGCCCUCCGAUACCCCCACCCAGAUCACAUACCGGACCUACGCAACGCUGUCGUUCAUCAUGAUCUCUACGUCCACUGAAUCCCCGCUCGCUCUGAUCGAUCUGAUUCAGGUAUUUGUCGAGGCGCUGGAUCGCAUGUUCGAGAAUGUCUGCGAGUUGGAUCUUAUCUUCGGCUAUGAGACUUUGCAUGCUGUGCUCGGUGAGAUGAUUGUUGGUGGUGUUGUGGUUGAGACGCAUAUUGAGAAGAUUAUUGCUGGUGUGCGUGCCCAGGAGGGAUCGCUGGGUAAGAAGAAGGCUGUUCAGGCUGCUAGUACUAGUUUGGGCCGUGGGGCUUUGCCUGGGUUGGGGGCGUGGAGGUGAUCUAUGGAGGACAAAUGUUUUGUCUUUAAAUGACCUGCAUAGUGAUAGAUCUAAGGACCAUUGCGUUCGGUUUGGUCUAUCUCAGGCGUUCUGGUUACGCAUUCUGGACUUGCUUUCGUUGUUUUAGACUUUUCGGUUAUUGAUGCCCUUGAAUGAUAUAUUGAG